Messenger RNA from Annulohypoxylon truncatum, 1796 nucleotides. RefSeq lists its product as uncharacterized. The record is from RefSeq and is a predicted model, not a curated record. NCBI's taxonomy places the organism in Eukaryota, Fungi, Ascomycota, Sordariomycetes, Xylariales, Hypoxylaceae. The transcript is spliced from 2 exons. Bases 311 to 1318 code for a protein of 335 amino acids.
UUUUUUCCUUUUUCUUGUUAUUUUCCCCUUGACAGCCUCGUUCGUUUCACCACCAUUCGUUUGAUACGACUCAUCGACUAAGCUGCCUGAAAAGUUUUUUUGCUGCACCUCUCUUAGCAACUCUCGUAACCUUCCUCCAGGCGAGGCUGAAAGAGACAGGAGAAGAAAAAGAAAAAGGGAACGUUGCCUCGACGAUUUUCGAGCAGACGAAGAAGAACUACGCAGAUAUCGCUAAUCCUAAUAACCUAUUCGCUUCUCCGCGUCAUAUUUGUUUUUUUUAUAUGUGUUCUUCCCGUCUCGCAUACCUCCAAUGAACAUGCCUAAGCACACCCGCUCGUCGAGUUCGAGCCAUAAUCGGUACUCGAACCCGAAUCCCAUGCCCGUCUCCCUCGCUCCCUCAGCCCCCGUCCCCAUCUACAGCACGCGACAGCCUAUGCCGCUCAACACGGGGGGUUACUACCCGACCGUGGCCUCUACCUCGGCGCAGCCUCCUAUGCAGGCACAGCAGUACGACCCCUAUGCGGCAGACGUGGUGCCGCAGGCGCCGAUGCCGAACCGUCCCUCGUCCGGCGCGUGGACGGUCCAGGACGACCAGAACCUGCUCGCGGCCAGGCAGCAGGGCCUCAAUUGGGCGCAGAUCCAGAGCAACUACUUCCCCAACAAGUCCCCCAACGCCUGCCGGAAGCGCCACGAGCGGCUGAUGGAGCGUAAGGGCGCCGACGAUUGGGACAACAGGAAGCUGGAGCGCCUGGCGAAGGAAUACAUGAGCAUGCGCAAGGAGAUCUGGCAGCCGCUAGCCGCGCGAACGGGAGAAAAAUGGAUGGUUGUCGAAGCCAAGUGCAUGAAUAACGGGCUCAAGAACUUGCAGUCGGCGGCGCGGUCGGCGGCGCGGCGGGAGAGGCUGGAAUCCGGCCAUCCAAUCCAUGGGUAUGACGACGAUAGCGGCAUUUCCGGCAUUGGUCUGACUCCAGUAGAUGACCUCGACGCCUCGUAUAGCAGCCCCGAGACGACGUCCAGCUCGCACUCGGGCGGCAGCGGCGGCGGCGGCUACGGCGGCGCCAUCCACCCCAUGGCUCUCAGCAGCCACCCGUACGGCGCCAACUACACCACCAGCGCCGGCACGCUGUCUUCUAGCUACGGUUCUUCGGUCUCGUCUACGGCGGCGGCGGCGCACUACGGCACCGCCAUGCACCAUUCCCACUCUCAGGGGGGGUCUCCCUAUAUGGGCGACGGGCAGAGGCUUCCCAGCGUCGACAUGGGCAUCGACGCCAUCAUUAAUCGACCGGGUCACGGCGGCGGACAUGCCCACGGCAUGUGAAGGGGUGCGCGAUACGAAGUUACGAAGAUUUCUUCUAUGUUCCCUUUACAUAUCCAUUCAUUCAUUCUUGGUUUAUUUUUUACCUGGUGACAGCGCGGCUUUCCACUACGAGAUUUCCGACUCUCGGCCUCGGGCGGUCGGAUUACGACGUACGUUGGCGUUGCUCGGGAGUGUCUGCCGCUCCCCUGUAUUAAUCACCACCUAUUUCUUUCUUUACUUACUUCGGUCUUUUGCAAAACUCCUAGGCGUUCGCGGCGUCAGCAUAGCACGGCGAAAUUACGGGACAUAAAGAGGGGCUGGGAUACGGAAGGGCCGCCGGCGAGCAGCUCACCACCAUUAUGAGGAAGGAGGCUUGAUACGGGGGGCAACGGAGAGUGUGGCGGAAGAAGAUUGGAUUACGAAAGAAAACUCGGCGCUCCUUUAUAAUUGCUUUUAGGGGGAACUAUCAUGCUACGGAUAUUUACCAUGUCAACCCUCC